Molecule: messenger RNA, 1295 nt
Organism: Ostrea edulis (European flat oyster)
Lineage: Eukaryota; Metazoa; Mollusca; Bivalvia; Ostreida; Ostreidae
Product: diphosphomevalonate decarboxylase-like
Exons: 11
Coding region: 21-1217 (398 amino acids)
Biological process (GO): isoprenoid biosynthetic process; isopentenyl diphosphate biosynthetic process, mevalonate pathway
Cellular component (GO): cytosol
Molecular function (GO): diphosphomevalonate decarboxylase activity; ATP binding
Source: RefSeq, a predicted model, not a curated record
UUGAAUCGAGGAAAUUCAAAAUGACAGAAGUCGAGCAUGUUACUUGUGAUUCGCCGGUAAACAUAGCAGUUAUUAAAUAUUGGGGAAAGAGAGAUGAGAAACUGAUUUUGCCACUGAAUUCUUCAAUCAGCGUCACACUUAACCAGGAUGAGUUGAGAGCCAGAACUACAGUUGCCAUCAGCAGACAUUUCAAAGAAGACAAGAUGUGGUUGAAUGGAAGGGAACAGUCCAUGAAAAGCGAAAGACUACAGUCUGUAAUAGCACAAAUCAAAAGAAUUUGUAGAAAGAGGAAGAUGGAUUGUGAUCAGCUGGAGGAAAAGCUGCAAUGGAAACUACACAUCUGCUCGGAGAACAACUUUCCAACAGCUGCGGGACUGGCCUCAUCUGCUGCAGGGUAUGCAUGUCUAGUGUACGCGAUGUCUAAGCUGUACGGUGUUGAUGGAGAUAUAUCCAAAAUAGCCAGACAGGGAUCCGGAAGUGCUUGUCGUAGUCUCUAUGGUGGCUUUGUCUUGUGGAACAAAGGAGAGUCUGUAGACGGGGAGGACUCAAGGGCAGAACAGAUAGCACCGGAAACUCACUGGCCAGAUCUCAGGAUACUUAUACUAGUGGUCUCGGACCAGACUAAGCACACAGGGAGCACAGUGGGGAUGCAGACCAGUGUAGAAACAUCGGAACUCCUACAGCAGAGAAUACAAACCGUGCCAGACAGAGUGGAACAGAUGAAGCAGGCCAUUCUCAAAAAAGAUUUCCAUACAUUUGCAGAAAUAACAAUGAAGGAGAGUAAUCAGCUGCAUGCAGUCUGCCUGGAUACGUAUCCUCCGGUUUCCUACCUCACUGAUAUUUCUCAUCACAUCAUACAGCUUGUUCAUGCCAUCAAUCAGGAUAACGGCUCUAAUAUGGUAGCCUAUAGCUUUGAUGCAGGUCCCAAUGCUUUCCUCUUUGUGCAGGAGAAAGAUGUCCCAAUAGUUUCAAGAGUUCUCUGUCAUUUUUAUCCCAGUUCUGACCCGCACUUCUUGAGGGGUUUACCAAUGCCCGAGAAGACUGACUAUCAGGUGGACUACACAACAUUUAGUGAACUUAAAGUAAUUCCUAAGGCUCUUAAGUUUAUUAUCCACACAAAACCUGGACCAGAACCAAGUGUGAAAGAAAGCUGUUGUGAACUGCUGGCCAGUGACGGCUUCCCUAAAGUAAAUUCCAACGAUGAUAAACAAUCUUAAAAAUUAUGAGGAGUUUUUGCAAUAUUAUUUGACUACAUAUAUUAUGUACAUACAUGUGAAAUAUAGCAUAAAAAUCAA